AUGGCAAAACCACCCAAACAGCCAAAUUUCCGCAUCCUUUCGCCGAACGCCGCCAAGGACCUCGCCAACAGAAACAAGCUCACCCCCGAAUCAACACCUACUCAGACCCCUGGCGCAUCAUCAGCAGCAGCAGAAUCCCCGAGUCAGGGUCCGACCCUGGGCUCGAAACGACCGGUGCGCGCCUUCUUCUCCAAUCUCCGACGACGCUACUCCGCACUCCCCCGGCCUGUCCAACAAGCAUGCCGUGGAUUUCGCAUUCUCGCACCUCUCGUUCCGAUUAGUCUUUUUUUCUCCGAACAUGUCAUGCAGGUCAUGUGGGUGCGAGGGCAGUCCAUGACCCCCUAUCUCAAUGAAGAUUACCAUCAAGAUCACACGAAGGGUGACAUGGUGUUGGUCAGCAUGAUGCCGCACCGGAUAUGGCCAUGGGAAAGACAAAGGCGGCUGGAGAGGGGGAUGGUGGUUACAUUCCGGAAAGUCCCAUUCCAUGGACUGGCCGAGUUGGGACAUUCACUCAUCUUUGCGUCCAGUUCUCCUGCCAAUUCGUCGCAUAUCGCUAUCAAACGAAUCGUCGGUCUCCCCGGUGACCGCAUCACAACCCGCGAACCAUGCUUGAAGCAAACACAAAUCGUUCCGUUUAACCAUGUCUGGCUGGAGGGCGAUGCGCAGGAUCCGCAAUGUACGCUAGACAGCAAUACCUACGGCCCGGUCAGCAUCAGCCUACUUUCCGGGCGAGUAUUUGCCGUUCUCGGACCGCGCAUGAGGUGGUUGAACUGGACAGAUUGGGAAACUGGCAAACUAGACGAUGCCUGUUCGGAGGACGGGCAGAAGUAUCGACAGGGUGUACGGAACAGAGUCCUGAAGGAAGCUGUUAAGCUGGAAAGGCCGAAUCUGGAUUAA
Molecule: messenger RNA, 897 nt
Organism: Penicillium argentinense
Lineage: Eukaryota; Fungi; Ascomycota; Eurotiomycetes; Eurotiales; Aspergillaceae
Product: putative mitochondrial inner membrane protease subunit Imp2
Exons: 2
Coding region: 1-897 (298 amino acids)
Biological process (GO): mitochondrial respiratory chain complex assembly
Cellular component (GO): membrane; mitochondrial inner membrane peptidase complex
Molecular function (GO): serine-type endopeptidase activity
Source: RefSeq, a predicted model, not a curated record